This is a messenger RNA of Aureobasidium subglaciale EXF-2481, 1417 nucleotides long. RefSeq lists its product as uncharacterized. The record is from RefSeq and is a predicted model, not a curated record. Gene Ontology annotation, cellular component: TORC1 complex; TORC2 complex. Gene Ontology annotation, biological process: regulation of actin cytoskeleton organization; TOR signaling. Gene Ontology annotation, molecular function: protein binding. Bases 191 to 1171 code for a protein of 326 amino acids. Lineage: Eukaryota; Fungi; Ascomycota; Dothideomycetes; Dothideales; Saccotheciaceae. The transcript is spliced from 3 exons.
AUCACAUUCACAGCCAUCACAAUAACAUCGAAACUGCGUCCUGACUUCCAGAAGACUACGACAUAAUCUAUUUAUCAGGAAAUUCAUCGCUACAGAUCCUCAAAGUCGAUAAUAACCACGCGCGCACUGCGUGUUCAUUGCGAGAGACCCCACCACAUUUCUCGUAUCACAAACAAGUCUAGCCACCAGGAUGAGUGUCAUUCUGUGUACAGCUGGCUAUGACCAUACUAUCAGGUUCUGGGAAGCACUCUCUGGUAUAUGCAGUCGAACCAUUCCUCAUCCGGAUUCACAGGUGAAUCGCUUGUGCAUAUCUCCAGAUAAGCGCUUCCUUGCUGCUGCUGGUCAUCACACCGUGAAGCUCUACGACAUCAAAUCUACCAAUCCCGCUGCUGUCUUGACGUUUGAGGGACAUACUAACAAUAUCACUGGGCUGGCAUUCCACUGCGAGGGUAAGUGGAUGGUGACUAGCUCGGAGGAUGGCACGGUAAAGAUUUGGGACACACGUACUGGUCACGUUCAGCGCAACUAUAGCCAUGGUGUUCCCGUCAACGAUGUGGUGAUUCAUCCGAACCAAGGCGAGCUCAUCAGUUGCGAUAGAGGCGGCAAUGUGAGAAUCUGGGACCUUGCGGAGAACAAAUGCUCUCAUCAACUGAUACCGGAAGAAGACAAGUCUGUCGCUUCGGUGACUGUCGCUUCUGACGGCUCUCUCCUCUGCGCUGCUGUCAGCAACAGUCAAAUCGGCUCCGUCUAUGUCUGGCGCAUCAUCACAGCCAAGGACGUGACGACGCUCGUGCCCGUCACAAAAUUCAACGCCCACAACACUUACAUCACACGCGUCCUGCUAUCGCCAGAUGUUCGCCAUCUCGCCACUUGCUCUGCAGACCACACAGCACGUAUCUGGUCCGUCGAUCUCACAGGCCACAACGCCAUGGCCGCCGCACCAGGUGACAAAGACAGCAACGCCUUCGAGCUCGAGCAAGAACUCGAUGGUCACCAACGCUGGGUCUGGGAUUGCGCUUUCAGUGCCGACAGCGCCUAUUUGGUCACAGCUUGCAGCGAUCACUAUGCGCGAUUAUGGGAAUUGAGCUCGAAGCAGGUAAUUAGGCAGUACAACGGGCAUCACAGAGGAGCGGUCUGUGUGGCACUCAACGAUUACUCGGAGACUAGAUAGCAUCUGAGUUCCCAAGUGAGACGGAAAGAGGAAGUGGAUAUGCGGAUGCAAGAACCGGAUGUCAUCUCAUGGACGAGGAUAACGUGAUGCAGAGUGUAUUACACUGGGACUGAGGUACAGUCUGGAUGAUAGAGAUAUCUGUGGUUGCGAAGGAGUUAUCAGCCACUGGCUCAGGCGUUUCUUGUUAUUCAGUCGUGUUUCGCUUGUACAACAGAUACUGUCAAUCCAGCACAAGUUCAAGAAUAG